UACGCAUUAAGACCAAGAGUAGAAGCGGAAAUUGAACGAUUGCUCCAACAGGGAGUGAUCUCCCCAGUUCAAUUCAGUGAUUGGGCGACCCCCAUUGUCCCUGUCAUUAAGAAGAAUGGUGGCGUGAGAAUUUGUGGGGAUUUCAAAGUCACAGUAAAUCCAGCUUUAUGCGUUGAACAUUAUCCAAUACCUCGCAUUGAGGAUUUGUUUGCAUCGCUGUCUGGAGGACUUCGUUUUAGCAAACUGGAUCUAUCACAGGCUUAUCUGCAGGUGCCUGUGAGUGAAGACUCGCGGAAAUAUCUCACCAUCACCACUCACAAGGGCAUGUUUUGCUUCAAUCGCUUACCAUUCGGAAUUACAUCUGCACCCUCAAUUUUUCAAAAGAUCAUGGACCAAGUGCUACAAGGGCUCCCCAAUGUUCACUGCUUUCUUGAUGACAUCCUCGUCACAGGCCGAAAUGAUGCCCAUCAUCUGGAAAACCUGGAGGCCGUACUCAGUCGGUUGGAAAAAUUCGGACUAAGAGUCCAAAAGGAGAAGUGUGAGUUUUUCAGAGACUCUCUAGAGUACCUAGGCCAUAUCAUUGAUGCAACAGGACUUCACAAGUCACCUGACAAAAUGUGUGCCAUUGUGGAUGCUCCAUUGCCAACCAACACAAGCCAGUUGCGCUCUUUUCUAGGACUCAUUAAUUACUAUGCACGCUUUGUUCCGAAUCUGUCCACGCUUCUCCACCCUUUAAAUGGUCUACUGCACAAAGACAUUAAGUGGGAAUGGUCAAAGGAAUGUGAUGAGGCAUUUCGCAAGGCAAAAGAGCAGCUCUCUAGCAAGAGCAAUUUGACCCAUUAUGAUCCACAACUUCCUGUGAUUCUGGCCUGCGAUGCCUCGCCUUAUGGAGUUGGAGCGGUCAUUUCCCAUCGAAUGCCAGGUGGUAAAGAAAGACCCAUAGCCUUCGCUUCUAGAACGCUGAGCAAAGCUGAGCAAAACUACGCCCAAAUUGAACGAGAAGCCUUGGGAAUAAUUUUUGGAGUCAGGCGUUUUCACUCUUAUCUGUAUGGACGGCACUUCAUUUUGCUCACAGAUCACCGUCCUUUAACGACCAUACUGAGCCCUAGCAAGGCAAUUCCUUCAAUGGCUGCAGCGAGACUGCAGCGAUGGGCACUCAUACUAGCAGCACAUAACUAUACUAUCAAGUACAGACGUGCUGCUGACCAUGGCAACGCUGACGGUUUGUCUCGCCUGCCGCUUCCUGUGCAACAUAAGGAAAAACCAGGGACAAUUGACACGUUCCUUGUUAACCACCUAGAAUGUCUACCAAUUCGCUGUACUGAUGUAAGAAGAGAAACCAGGUCGGAUAUCACACUUUCACAAGUCAUGGAGAUGGUGUCAACUGGCCGUUUUCCGGCCACCAAAGGCUCUGACAGUAGCCUGAUGCCAUAUCUAGUACGGAAGGAUGAGCUGACAACGAGUCAGGGCUGCCUCCUGUGGGGUAAUAGAGUAAUUGUGCCUCCAAAGUUGCGUAAACAGGUGUUAGAGGAACUUCAUACAGGGCACCUCGGAGUGGUUAAGAUGAAAGCCGUGGCGCGAAACUACGUGUGGUGGCCGGGCCUCGAUGCUCAAAUCGAGGAGAAAUGCAAGACCUGCUUGCCGUGUCAGCGCACGCAGAAAACACCAUGCCUCACUCCUCUUCACCCAUGGCCAUGGCCCACAGCCCCAUGGCAGCGUAUUCACGUUGAUUUUGCUGGCCCAUAUGAGGGGCGCAUGUUUCUCGUAGUGGUCGACGCCCACUCCAAGUGGCCAGAGGUCAUCUUAAUGGAAGCAACCACUUCAGCGAAGACUAUCCAGGCAUUAAGAGGUCUGUUCAGCCACUAUGGAGUACCAGAGGUGCUUGUCAGUGAUAAUGGGCCACAGUUCACAUCUGAGGAGUUUGCCACCUUUUUAAAGUCAAAUGGCAUUAAGCAUGUGCGCUCGGCUCCUUUUCACCCGGCAACGAACGGUCUGGCUGAACGCUUUGUACAGACUUUUAAGCAUUCUCUUAAAUCAUCAAAGGGAACUUCAUCAGUUCAGAGGCGACUGGAUGCUUUUCUGCUUCAAUAUAGGAACACUCCCCAUUCAACUACUCAGGAAGCACCAGCCAUGCUGUUUUUACACCGCAAGCUUCGCACUCGUCUGGAUCUGCUGAAACCGAGUGUGGCUGCGGUGGUGGAUCAGGCACAAGACGCCCAGCGCAGUUACCGAGCUGUGCACUCUAAAUCUAGGUCUUUCAGCGUCGGCGAUCCAGUCCUGGUCCGGGAUUACCGGUAGGGGGAGGAAAAGUGGACACCAGGAACCGUUACAUCUCAGGCUGGCCCAGUAUCGUACCAGGUCAGUGUUGGAUCAACACAUAGGUGGAACCGGCAUGCAGAUCAAAUGUUGUCUUGCCAUCCCAACAUCAUCCAAUCUCCAGUUGAUGAACCACCGACACUCAGCACUGACAGCCUGCCAGACCCCUCCGACACAGGUAAAGAGCUGGAAGCCUCCAUCCCAGUCAGGGAGGGGGACAAUCCUCCAUCAGGUCAGUCAGACAUCGCCCCCACUGACACUCCAGCAACACCCCAACAGACACUUAGCAGGUUCCCGAGCCGGAACCGCAAACCACCAGAUAGACUGACUCUUUAAUCAACUGGUGAAUGAUUUGUUAUCUGUUCAGUUAGAGAGUGUUGUCUCAAGCAAAGGGCAGAAUAAUCCCUUGACACACUCAAGGUGAUGGGGCAGUCUACCCCGAUCCUUAGUUUAGAUAUUUUGUUGGUCUGAGACAUGUUGUGUAUAUAAGUU
Messenger RNA from Clupea harengus (Atlantic herring), 2808 nucleotides. RefSeq lists its product as uncharacterized. The record is from RefSeq and is a predicted model, not a curated record. NCBI's taxonomy places the organism in Eukaryota, Metazoa, Chordata, Actinopteri, Clupeiformes, Clupeidae. The transcript has a single exon. Bases 325 to 2298 code for a protein of 657 amino acids.